Molecule: messenger RNA, 2454 nt
Organism: Chanos chanos (milkfish)
Lineage: Eukaryota; Metazoa; Chordata; Actinopteri; Gonorynchiformes; Chanidae
Gene: fndc7a
Product: fibronectin type III domain containing 7a
Exons: 13
Coding region: 1-2454 (817 amino acids)
Molecular function (GO): protein binding
Source: RefSeq, a predicted model, not a curated record
AUGGGAGUGCUACAUUUAAAAUUGUUAAAGCUUUUCUUAUUGACCACUGCUUUAUCUGAGAUUUGUGCCGCUCAAAAUGACAUUACUUUGUCGGUGUAUACGGUGACCUCUAAAAGUAUGACCGUGCGUUGGAGUGGUCACUCUGGUGCCAGCUCGUACAAAAUCACUGCCACACCGAAAAAUUCACCGGAGCCAUCCGUCUUCGCGCAAUUCAGCGGCAAUACCGUCAUGGGCUCCGUUAAUUCACUGUCUCCAAAUACUGUGUACACCAUGCGCGUGGAGGCCAUGGAUAACGCGGUCAACGUGCUGAGCAGCGCAGAGACGGAGGAAACCACAGCGCCUGAGGUCCCAUCCAUUGAGCAGGCGUACUCCAAACACAGCGACAGCAUCACGGUUGAAUUCAAUGAGGUUCCUGGCGCCACCGAUUACAUCCUACGAGCUCAAACAUUCGACGGGUUUUUCUCUGAAACAUUAGUAAACAGCUCUCCCGGGACAGUGCUUAACUUGCAGCCCUACACCGACUACACCCUCAGCGUUAUGUCUGUUAACAGUGGAGGGAGAAGCCAACCUUCUCUACCCGUAGAGGCAAAAACAGUGGUGGUUGCCCCAGCUCUCAACGCCAGUUCUCCCAGUAAUGACACCAUCGUAGUGAGCUGGGAGCCAGUGGAACAUGCAGUUCUAUACACCCUGUGUAUCAUCAUGCAGGGCUCAGAUACCAGGACCAAACUCAAUACCACAGAGACCACCGUGACCUUCAGCGACCUUGAGCCUGGAACCAAUUACAGCAUCAAGGGCACUGCCUGGGACCCUGACGGUAACCCGGGCGAUGACAUGACAGUCUACCAGAUCACACGUCCUCCUAUCCCAGCGGAGGUGCAGAUAUCCCUGAUGCCGGGGAGGUCGUUGGGUCUGGUAGUGUUCUGGGGCAGCGUGCGCGGGGCGGACGGUUACGUCGCUCAGAGCUCCAACGGUCAGAACUGCUCCUCCACCAUGGAGACCUACUGUGUCAUCAGUCCGCUGGGCUGUGGGCAGAACCACACCAUCACGGUCACGGCAGAGAACCAGGCCGGGCCCAGCGAACCCUCCACCCCUGAAGACCAGCUCACCUACCCCUGUCCUCCUGACUUUAUCUGGGUGGAGGAGCCAACGCCAGGCAACUGUUCGGUGGUGUGGUCCACGGUGCCGUGGGUGGAUUACUACAUCGCCUACGUCAAGCGGGACGACGGGGCAGAGGAACGCUGCAACACCACUCACACCUCCUGUCAUUUUCAGUGCAUGUGCGGCUACACCUACCUCACCACCGUGUUUGCCUACAACCAGGCUGGAUCCAGUCCACCUGGCCCUGUGGUCAACUACACAACCAUCCCAUGCUGUCCAGAGGACGUGUCUGUGCUGUUGGUUUCCACGGAGACACUGGAGAUAAUGUGGUCCGCGGUGCGAGGGGCGGAGCUGUACGAGACAAUCGCGGCGGACCAGAGUGACGUCAUCCACUGUAACGACACGGCGCCCGUGUGCGCCCUCUCUGACCUCACCUGCAACAGUGUGUACAGUGUGGUGGUCAGGCCAUGCAGUGACCUACGGGGCUGUAACAACACCUGCAGAGCACACACACAGGAGACCGCUCCUUGUAGUCCUCAGAUCAUGAAUGUGACCCAGACUAACUCCUCCAGUGUGCGUGUGUACUGGAGAGCCCCUAACACUCAGGCUAACUACACUGUGACCCUCGUGGGUCGAUCUGACACACACACCUGUCACUCCCGAGGGACGUCCUGCGACAUCUACAGCCUGCCCUGUGGCUCCACCUACGAGGCCAGCGCCUACGCCACCACCUCCGUGGGGCGGAGCCUCCCCAGCUACACCGUUCCCUUGGAGACAGGCCCCUGCUGUCCAGCGUCUGUCAGCGUUGAACAGGUGACUCAGGCCAUGACAAAUGUCACAUGGUCCGCCGCUGCGGGGGCACGGUCUUAUGUCACCUCGCUGACCUCACCGAGAGGUCACGCCAAAUGUCACACCAUGGACACGCACUGCUUGAUGGGAUGCAUCACCUGUGGAACAAACUACACGGUUACCAUGGAAGCCGUCAGCGCCACGGGACACAAGUCUCAGUGCAGCUACCGCGGCUUCUCUUCCAGUGCCUGCUGUCCGUCCAGCGUGCGGCUUUACCGCAUGGCCAACAACACGCUCCAGGUGUACUGGCGUUCCUCUGGAAACCAGCAUAACUACACCGCAGACCUGUACGGCACCAGUGCCAACUACACCUGCAGCCCCUCGCCGGGCGCCACCGCCUGCGAAGUCUCCGAAAUUAUGUGCGGGGAGGUCUACACCGUUGUGGUUGCCCCGGUAACACGGAACGGUACCAAAGUCACGUUCUGCCCGCGGAGGCUGUACUCAGUUUCUUGUUCAGGGAACAGUGUAGGAAUGGUCAUUUACCGAGGGAAGAGGAGUGUGGACUAG